Caenorhabditis elegans is the source of this 1678-nucleotide messenger RNA. It is a transcript of the gene swip-10, whose product is annotated as Metallo-beta-lactamase domain-containing protein 1. The transcript is spliced from 10 exons. The record is from RefSeq and is marked reviewed. The coding region runs from base 108 to 1568 and encodes 486 amino acids. NCBI's taxonomy places the organism in Eukaryota, Metazoa, Nematoda, Chromadorea, Rhabditida, Rhabditidae. Gene Ontology annotation, cellular component: cytosol.
AGGUCAUUCGAUGAGGGAAAACGGAAAACACUCGUUCUCUCACCAAUUGAUUAAAUUUAAUUUUGUUUUGAACAGUUUGUUGUGAACCAAAUUAAUUAUGAGAUGAAAUGCUUUUUCAUUUUCUAAUCGCUAUCAAUUUUGUCUUACAUUUUUCUAGUGCCACAGACUACAUAAUCUCCAAGCAGGAUAUAAAGCAGUUAGAUGAAUGGGAUCUAAAAGUUCUCCGAGAUUUUGUUCGCGGUCGAGGACGUCCAAUUGUUGAGAGAAUCCCCUUAGACUUAGAAGAUGGCCCAGACUUUAAAGAACCCGAUCAGGACUUUGAACUUAUCGAUUUCUCAAGUCCAAUGAUAAGUCAAGGGGGAAUGUUUGCUGCACCAAGUAAUAAGAAGGCGGAAAUGUUCCCAAUACCCUUAACUCCACCACAACCUAUAACUCAAAUAAUUACUCCUGCGUCCAAAAGAAAACCCAAACCUCCUCCAAAACCGCCGCAACUCGUCGAAGAUAAGCCAUCUGUUGAAGACUAUGAGCAACUUGCAAGUAUGAUACAGAUGUUUAUUGAUCGAAGAUCACACAAGAAGAAUGGCGAUCAAGCUUUACAGAACAAUGCAAAAAGCAAAAAGAAAUCUGGCGAGGUUUUGGGAAGUGAGAAACGAAGACAAAAGGAGCAUAUAAGCAUGAAAACAUAUAAUGCUCUUCCUGACCAAAUAAUCACUGCUUCUAAAGAUGGACAAGACGUAACGUUUGAUACUAAUUCGAACAAUUCUAACAAAUGGAAACCAAUGCAGCGAUUUACUAGUGAAGAGAAAACAGUUUCAAAAAAGCAGAAGCCCAGUAAAAAUAACGCUCCAAAAUCGCAGGAAGUAUACGAGACUAGAAUGAAGGAGUUGAGCACAGAACUGACAAAAAUUCUCAAACAACUGGAGGGCACAAAAUUGGAAAAACAGCCCGAAGUUCACGUUUUGAGAAAUGGUUCUGCCGAACAAACUAUUGAUGGGCAAUACACAUUUAUCGCAUCGAUCACAUUGGUCAAGGAUGGAGAUAAAAGUAUUCUUGUUGACACCGGGCUUGGUACUAAUAUCAAUGCGAGAACGGAACUUAUCAAAUCAUUAGAAAUGCAUGGUUUGAGCCCUGCGGAUGUGGACAUUGUUGUGAGUACCCAUGGGCACCCAGAUCAUGUUGGAGGUGUGCACGACUUUCCCGAUGCUCUUCAUUAUCACGGAUGGUACUCUCAUCAAAGGACAAAGUUCAACCUGACUGCACUUUUUGAAAACGAUACGAUGAACCUCUCUGAAAAUGUGAUGCUAGUCAAAUGUCGCGGACACACAUCCGACGAUAUCGGAGUUGUUGUUCGGGGCGUGAAGAGGCGUGGCGACGUACUUGUAUCAGGAGAUUUGUUCAUGAGAGAGGAAGACAUCGACCAUCCAAUGAUGUGGCAACCAUUAUCAGCGGAUGUUAUUGCGCAAAGAGACUCUAGAAGGCGCUAUGGUUGCAUAGUGGAUUGGAUCGUUCCCGGCCACGGCAGCAUGUUCCAAGUUACAACUAAUGUUAAGAAAGCUUUGAAAUGUUAAUCUGUCGCCACACAUAUUUUUGUUACUAUUUGAAACUAUUUGGAAAUUUUAAGUUAUUUUAGUUAUUAUUUCUUAUGUCAAGUUACUACUUCAAAAAAGUUUUAUUUUAU